This is a messenger RNA of Anisakis simplex (herring worm), 1398 nucleotides long. NCBI's taxonomy places the organism in Eukaryota, Metazoa, Nematoda, Chromadorea, Rhabditida, Anisakidae. The record is from the annotation of a GenBank genome assembly.
AAUGGCCGAGUACAACAGCCAACAGAUGAGCCAAGGUUAUGGAGUGGCGGAAAUGGGCCACUCUCCUGCUACGAUGCAGAGGAUCCAAGCGCAGCAUCCAUCACCUCAACAGCAGGUGCGUUGAAAAGUGAUGAGUGUUGUGAUGCGUUGUCGUUGAUUUAUGAAUUGGCCGUCAAGCAUUCACAUAUCAUGCAAGGAGCACAAAUCAUAACUCAGCAACAGGUAAUGGCUCAGGUACCUCAGCAAUCGGUCAUGUCUCAAGUGCCUCAACAACAAGUUAUGAUGCAAUCUAAUCAACAAUCAAUGCAAAUGCCCACUUUUCCAACAUAUGAAUCCACUUCAUUGUCAACUUUGCAAUCGAAAAUCACAGUGAAAUCUGAUCAUAUCAAAAUGAGUUGUAUGCGUCUAUGUUUAGGCACAAGCAUGAAUAUAGGGACAAGUGUGAAUAUGCAUCAAAUGGCUCCUCAGAUGGGAGUAUCUUCGAUGGUCACACAGCCAGGCGUCACUCUGAUGAACCAAUCUGCACAAAUGCAGCAACAGCAAGGUUUUCGUUUGAUGUUAACGUCACCGUCAUCACAACACCAGCAACAAAGCAGCCAGUCUCAUAUGAUGGCGUCAGCUAUGAGCAGUCAAUCACAACUGCUCAACCAAAUGAAUCAACAGUCGCAACAGCAACAUCAGAUCGUGCAACACUCGCCACAGAUUAUGCAACAUCAACCGACAAUUACUUCACAGUCACAGUCGCAAUCACAACAGAAUUCUAGUCCAGGUGGUUUUGGAUCACAUUUAGCACAAGGACGACCACCAAGCGCAAGUUAUCAGCAAGGACCUCCAAUUCAUCGACUACCUGCACCACGCUUCCCUACACCGAGUCCCGAUAAUACUACUCAUAACACAAACAUUUAUCGACCGGUUAUGCAGCGUGGUCCAGUGACGCCAAGACUCAUGGGACAAUCGCCAGCUAUUCGCCAAGCACUAGGCCAUUUACCGUCGACCUCUUCUGCUCCUUGUAUUUCAGCUACAACAACUGACAGAAACACGCCACCGAACAGCAACGCACGAAUACUUGGCAAGGAUGCGCUCGAAGCAUUCAUAAAGUCUGUGGAUCCAACAGAGACAGUUGAGGAAGAUGUUUCGGAAGCGCUCAUUCAGUUGGUCGAUGAAUUUGUUAAUGAUCUCGUCGAUCAGUCUGCAAAGGUCGCCAAGCAUAGGAAUGCUCCAAUGAUGGAAGUUAAAGAUGUGGAAUAUGUGCUAGAAAAACGCUUCAGUUUGUUUGCUGCACCCGAUGCACCACAAAGCGGACAUACGGCUGAACACAGUCCCUACACGAAGUCUCCCAGUACAGAAGCGCAUCGUCAGCGUAUGCAACUUAUCAAAAAAUUUGUUCAAAAACCAUAA